Myxocyprinus asiaticus (Chinese sucker) is the source of this 2484-nucleotide messenger RNA. Its product is annotated as protein-S-isoprenylcysteine O-methyltransferase-like. The transcript has 5 exons. NCBI's taxonomy places the organism in Eukaryota, Metazoa, Chordata, Actinopteri, Cypriniformes, Catostomidae. Gene Ontology annotation, molecular function: protein C-terminal S-isoprenylcysteine carboxyl O-methyltransferase activity. Gene Ontology annotation, cellular component: endoplasmic reticulum; membrane. The record is from RefSeq and is a predicted model, not a curated record. Gene Ontology annotation, biological process: C-terminal protein methylation. The coding region runs from base 16 to 894 and encodes 292 amino acids.
UUUGCUGUUUUCAACAUGGCAGGCAGCAAGUUGGUGCUAGAAGGGAGGAUAAGUAUUAUAAGCUUUAUCUCGGGGCUGGGCGUUAUUAUUAUACCCUUACUUGUACAGUUUGGCUCUCACAUUGACUGGAUAUUCGAUUACCUCACGGAUGUGAACGGGAAAAUAGCCAUUGCGGUGUAUAUCACAGUUAUCAAUGGCUUCCUGCUAAUCAUAUACAAGGGACCUUUAUACAAGGUGGCUGUUCGAGCCUGCUUUCUUGGAUUUGCCUUUGGAUGUGGCCUCAUUUUAAGUGUGGCAGAAACAACAUGGACACACUUUGGCUGGUAUAUGUGUUCACUGUCAUUUUUUCACUACUCUGAGUACCUGGUUACUGCAAUCAUCAACCCACGCAGUCUGUCAUUAGACUCCUUCCUGCUCAACCAUAGUGUUGAGUACACGGUAGCAGCUGUUUCCUCCUGGGUGGAGUUCACUGUGGAAAUACUCAUUGUUCCAGAGCUGAAGCAGAUAAACUGGAUCUGUGUCGUGGGACUGGUGAUGGUGCUGUGUGGGGACAGCCUGCGCAAAGCUGCCAUGUUGACAGCAGGGUCCAACUUCAACCACAUAGUGCAGAAUGAGAAGGCCCAUAGCCAUGUGCUGGUCACUACUGGAGUUUACUCUCUCUUCCGACAUCCUUCCUAUGUGGGCUGGUUUUACUGGAGCACUGGCACUCAGAUAAUGCUGUGCAAUCCUAUAUGUAUAUUGGGAUAUACGGUCGCCAGCUGGCGGUUCUUUCGAGAGCGGAUUGAGGAGGAGGAGAUCUCGCUCAUCCAUUUCUUUGGAGAGGACUACAUUGAAUACAAAAAGAAGGUCUUUACUGGCUUGCCAUUUAUCUCAGGGAUUAGGGUUAACUCCUAAGGCUGUACUGCAUUCAAGGGAGGAAAUAGCCUGAAAGUGCACACCUGGACACCUCUGACUGGCACUGUGAGCGAGCUAGUUGCCUGGUGGCAUCAUGGCGCGCCCCCUGGGGGCAGCACAGAGACAUGAAGUGGCAGCACAGUAAAACUGACCCUCUGAUCUGUUCUGAGACACAUUGGUCUGCUUCGAGCAGGGUGAAGCUUCUACCCUUAACACCGCGAGAGAAACACUCACACAAACACCACAUUUCUUCAUUUCUGUCUUUUCACCUACUUUCCAUAAUUCUGUUGUCAUCCUACUCCUAUGCUUGUAAUGUCUACAUACAAGUCAUGUGUCAUGUAUCCUCAUACCUUUGUAAUGUACUCUUUGCACAUCACACAUGUAUCAUAUGCUGGCCUCCUGGUUUUAUGGUUAGACACCUUUGAUACCAGUUUGUUACUUCUCAUUUACAUCCAGUUUUUCAAAUUAUUUUUAAAUACUUUGUGCUAAAGCAUUUUCAUUUACAUGAAAGGGAUAAUUUACUGACAAAAUUAAUAUUCUAUUCUUAUUUACUCAAUUUUGUGUUGUUCCAAACCUGUAUGACUUUCUUUCUUCUGUGGAAAAAAAGAUGUUAGGCAGAAUUUUUGGGAAUGACAGCCUCAGUCCCCAUUCACUUUCAUUGUAUGGAAAAAAUAUGCAAUGAAAGUGAAUAGCGACUGAGGCUUUCAUAUCUCCUUUUAUGUUCUACAGAAGAAAGUCAUACAGGUUUGAAACAACAUGAGACUGAGUACAUUUUGGGGUGAACGAUCCCUUUCAAAUGGACCUGAUAGUUAAAAUAUAGAAAUGACAUACUAGAGAUUGUACUUUUGUGUAAAGAUGAGUGACCUUUUACGAUAUUCAGGUGAUAUUUGCGAUAGCCCUAAUGCUGCCAGUUACAAUAGGCCUACAAAAUGUAAAUGCUGAUUUAUGACUGUCUAUAUAUAUGUGAUUUGUUAAUGUUGUUGGACAAUUUUAAUAUUAUGAUUAGAGAAAUAAAUAUUUCUGACAAAUUACAGGCUUAAUUACUCUUUUUAAACUCCAAAGUGAGUGGCAAGAAUAGUUUUUUCUCUACUGGACUUUACAUGGAACAAACAACAUCAACAUUUGUAUUUCCUGGCCCUCACAAUUCAAAAGGUCUGCCAGCAUCCACUCAUGUCCUCAUCUAACUCCUGUCUGUGUCAGAUGCAUUUGUGUCUUUGUCUUCACUCCCACACUCACUUAUUACCAUAUCCUUUUCACUUUCCUUCACACUUGCAUGAUAAUUUAACUCCAAUCCAUCUCUAUGAAAGUGAGAUUCAGAAUGGCAGAGGGAGACUGGAGAGCAUAUGCUGUACCCAAAGUCUUAAUCUUUCAGAUUUUUCAUUUCUGGGAGAAAUGUAACUCCACUUUACUCCUGGCAUGGUGUAGCUUAUAUAGACAUUAGGCAAAGAAUAGGAAUUUCUUGCACACUUUCAACCAAUGAAGAGCACUAUAAAUGCAUACAAGUUAUGGACAUUUUAACACAUGCAAUAGGUUUUUAUAACACGAGCAGCACUACGCUUGUGCAAUGCUAUGUGAAAAAUUGGGACAUUG